This is a messenger RNA of Mycena indigotica, 1704 nucleotides long. RefSeq lists its product as uncharacterized. NCBI's taxonomy places the organism in Eukaryota, Fungi, Basidiomycota, Agaricomycetes, Agaricales, Mycenaceae. The transcript is spliced from 12 exons. The coding region runs from base 1 to 1704 and encodes 567 amino acids. The record is from RefSeq and is a predicted model, not a curated record.
AUGCGCAUCACUAUAGCCGCCCUAUUGUCCUCCCUCUUGGGUCUAGCAUCGUCCGCCCCGCCCGCUCCUGCGUGGCGAUUCGUGGAGAAAGGCAACUCUGGGAUUGUCGCUCUGGAGUCGAUCGUCGUAUCACCCACACUUGCUGUGUUCUUCGAUCGCGCGACAAAUGACCCACUGCAUACUGCUAACGGCAAGGUCGCAUGGGGCGCCCUGUGGAAUAUGGAAACCAACACGGCUACACCAUUGAAAUUGGUAUCCGACACUUUUUGUGCGUCGGGCUCCAUCUUGAGCAAUGGUACCAUGGUCAGUGUUGGAGGUCAAAUUCCCGCUCCAGAGGACGUGAACAACACUGGCGCCGUCGAUGGCCGCAUGGGUCUACGUUUGUUUGGCCCUUGCACUGAUGCAGCUGGGGUAGGCCCGGGAUGCACAGUCUUUGAAGACCUCGAAACUCUCCACCUCGCGGAAACCAGAUGGUAUCCGUCAUCAGUCAGAAUCUUCGACGGCUCUCUCAUGAUCAUCGGUGGCAUUCACGAGGAAACCAAGUUUUACAAUACUGACCCUGUGAACUCGUUCGAGUUCUUCCCGCCCAAGGACGGUGGCGUUCCCAGACCAUCCGCAUUCCUCCAGCGGAGUCUUCCUGUUAACCUUUUCCCAAGAGCAUUCUCUCUACCAGAUGGCAAGGUUUUCAUGCUGGCAAACAACCAAACGAUCAUCUACGAUAUCGAAGCAAAGACAGAGACCAUUUUACCUGAUCUACCCAAUGGUCAACGAGUAUCAAACCCAUUCGACGGUACUAUCACCAUGCUCCCACUUUCUCCGCCACUCUUCACUCCUGAAGUGCUCGCGUGCGGAGGCUCCACAAAGAGCGACACCACUCCAGUUGAGCAGCUCUCCUCUCAGGACCCUGCGACCUCCCAAUGUGCACGUCUCACGGUCACGCCCGCUGGGAUUGCGCGUGGCUGGCAAGUUGAACACAUGCCGCAAGGCCGAAUGAUGCCCGAGAUGAUUCUCCUGCCGAAUGGUCAGGUACUGAUUACCAACGGCGGACUCACGGGCUAUGCUGCCGUCAAUUCCAUUGGCAAGACUACAGGGAACUCCAAUGCCGACCAUCCAGUUUCAACGCCGAUUCUCUACUCUCCUGAUGCCGCAGUAGGCAAGCGGAUGAGCCAAGAAGGUCUCCCAACCACCAACAUCGCGCGAAUGUACCAUUCGACGGCCUCCCUCACUCCCCAGGGAAAUAUUCUCCUCGCUGGAUCGAAUCCUAAUGACAAUGUCACUGUUGUUCCGCCUGGUCAACCUGGAUUCUCAUCAGAGCUGCGUGUGGAAACUCUGGACCCUCCUUUCAUGUCGAUGGCCCGACCAGUGCUCUCUAACGUCCCGUCCAAGAUCGCAUUCAACCAACGGUUCAACAUCAACAUCGAUAUUCCUGCUGGCGUGUCGACCUCAAGCAUCAAAGUCGCACUCAUGGAUCUCGGCUUCUCCUCGCACGCAUUCCACUCGAGCGAGCGACUCGUGUUUAUGGAUGCCGUUCUCGCACCGAACAAGCGGUCGCUCUCGAUUAUGAGCCCGCCCAACAACCGUGUGUACCCUCCGGGUCCCGCGUUUAUCUUUGUCACGGUUGGCGACACAACCAGUGUGGGAGCGCAUGUUAUGGUUGGGUCGGGAGCGAACCCGCCUGUUGCAGACCAGGGAGUUCGCAUCUGA